Messenger RNA from Siniperca chuatsi (mandarin fish), 6340 nucleotides. RefSeq names its product kinesin family member 1Ab (gene kif1ab). Gene Ontology annotation, molecular function: plus-end-directed microtubule motor activity; microtubule binding; ATP hydrolysis activity. The transcript has 49 exons. The coding region runs from base 440 to 5599 and encodes 1719 amino acids. NCBI's taxonomy places the organism in Eukaryota, Metazoa, Chordata, Actinopteri, Centrarchiformes, Sinipercidae. The record is from RefSeq and is a predicted model, not a curated record. Gene Ontology annotation, biological process: microtubule-based movement; vesicle-mediated transport; cytoskeleton-dependent intracellular transport. Gene Ontology annotation, cellular component: dendrite; axon; microtubule.
CGGACAGACAAACGGCCGGCCGCUGGAGCAUCCCGCACCCAUCUGUUCUGUUUAUCCAUCUGGCCCUCGCUCCUCCCUCCUCCUGUCUCCCACUCUCGCCUCUAAUUGACGCACCGCUGCGUUCAACACUCCAGCCCACCCAGCGCUGCUGCUGAAGCCGAGGCCGAUUCCCUCUCUCUUUCCCCGGCGGAUUCUCCAUGUAUGGAUGCACCAAGCAAAGGGAUGCUGUAGGCUGACCAACGACAGAGAGAGAGACGGAAAAUACAGGCUGCUGAGGAGAUUCAAGAAGGAGGGACCGGAGGAUCUUGGCGCUGUUUUGAAUGGGCAGAGGAUUCACCCUCUGCGAUCGUCGAGUCUGAGUUGCUGAGGUCCCAGGCGUGUGUCUGUGUAGCCACACAGAUCUCCAGCUCUUCUUCUCACUCACACUCCCACCUGCAACAUGGCGGCGGCUUCAGUGAAGGUGGCGGUGAGGGUCCGACCCUUCAACUCUAGAGAGAUGGGGAAGGACAGCAAGUGCAUCAUUCAGAUGUCAGGAAACACCACAACAAUCCUGAACCCCAAACAGCCAAAAGAAAACAAGAGUUUCAACUUUGACUAUUCUUACUGGUCACACACCACGCCUGAGGACAUCAACUAUGCGUCCCAGAUACAGGUGUACAAGGACAUCGGAGAAGAGAUGCUGCUUCAUGCCUUUGAAGGCUACAACGUGUGCAUAUUUGCAUACGGCCAGACAGGAGCGGGCAAAAGCUACACCAUGAUGGGACGACAGGAGAAAGACCAGCAAGGAAUUAUCCCUCUGCUGUGUGAGGACCUUUUCACCAAGAUCAGUGACAGCAAUAAUGAAAACAGCAUGUCGUACUCUGUGGAGGUGAGUUACAUGGAGAUCUACUGUGAGCGUGUGCGUGACCUGCUGAAUCCCAAGAACAAAGGGAACCUGCGUGUCAGAGAGCAUCCUCUGAUGGGACCCUACGUUGAAGAUCUGUCCAAGCUAGCCGUCACUUCGUACAACGACAUCCAGGACCUGAUGGACUCUGGAAACAAGGCCAGGACUGUGGCUGCUACCAACAUGAAUGAGACCAGCAGCCGCUCCCACGCUGUCUUCAACAUCAUCUUCACACAGAAGAAACACGACAUGGACUCAGAAAACACAUCAGAAAAGGUCAGCAAGAUCAGUCUGGUGGACCUCGCAGGCAGCGAGAGAGCCGACUCAACUGGAGCUAAAGGAACCAGACUGAAGGAAGGAGCAAACAUUAACAAAUCUCUAACUACACUGGGGAAAGUUAUUUCUGCUCUAGCUGAAGUGGACUCAGCACCAAACAAGAACAAGAAAAAGAAGAAGGUGGAGAGUUUCAUUCCCUACAGAGAUUCAGUUCUGACUUGGCUACUUAGGGAGAACUUGGGAGGAAACUCUCGUACAGCCAUGGUGGCUGCCCUCAGCCCUGCUGAUAUUAACUAUGACGAGACCCUCAGUACCCUCCGGUAUGCUGAUCGUGCCAAACAGAUCCGCUGUAAUGCUGUGAUCAACGAGGACCCCAACAACCGUCUGGUGCGUGAGCUGAAAGAGGAGGUGGCUCGCCUCAAAGACCUGCUGUAUGCACAGGGCCUGGGAGACAUCAUAGAGACGUAUCGCUGCACCGGCCCCGUCAUCGCUGGUUUGAAAUACCUGUGCGAUUACAAGAACUUUGUGAAUAAUCGCCAGGCUGUCAAUCAAAGGGGUGAUCUCUCCACAGUGACCAAUGCCAUGACAGGAAUGAGUCCCUCCCCCUCGCUCUCGGCCCUGUCCAGUCGUGCCGGGUCCAUCAACAACCUCCAUGACCGCAUCUUCAGCCCGGCCAGUGAAGAGACCAUUGAGAGGCUCAAGGAAACCGAGAAAAUCAUCGCAGAGCUCAAUGAGACAUGGGAAGAAAAGCUACGACGUACUGAGGCCAUCCGUAUGGAUAGAGAGGCCCUGCUGGCUGAGAUGGGUGUUGCCAUGAGAGAAGAUGGAGGCACUGUGGGCGUCUUCUCCCCGAAAAAGACCCCUCAUCUGGUGAACCUGAACGAAGACCCGCUGAUGUCUGAGUGUCUGCUGUAUUACAUCAAAGAUGGCAUCACCAAGGUUGGCCGUGAAAAUGCCAAGACUCGCCAAGACAUUGUUCUCAGCGGCCAUUUUAUCAAAGAUGAACACUGCACCUUCAGCAGCACCACAGGCCCUCAGGGAGAAGGGUGUGUCAUCCUGGAGCCAUGUGAGGAGGCAGAGACGUAUGUCAACGGGAAGAGAGUGACCUCUCCCACUGUUCUGCGGUCUGGGAACCGCAUCAUCAUGGGAAAGAGCCACGUGUUUCGCUUCAAUGACCCGGAGCAGGCUCGUCUGGAGCGCGAGAGGACACCGUGCGCUGAGACGCCGGUGGAGCCCGUUGACUGGGCCUUCGCUCAGAGAGAGCUGCUGGAGAAACAAGGCAUCGACAUGAAGCAGGAGAUGGAGCAAAGGCUUCAGGAGCUUGAAGAUCAGUACCGCAAAGAAAGAGAAGAAGCCAGUAACCUCCUUGAGCAGCAGAGGCUGGACUAUGAGAGUAAACUGGAGGCUCUUCAGAAACAAGUGGACUCUCGGUACCUGGAGUCUCCCGAGGAAGAAGAGGAGCCUGAAGAGGAAGUGCCGUGGACGCCGCGUGAGACUGAGAUGGCUCUGUGGGCGUUCAGAAAGUGGCGUUUUUACCAGUUCACCUCUCUCAGGGAUCUGCUUUGGGGCAAUGCCAUCUUCCUCAAAGAGGCCAAUGCUAUCAGUGUGGAGCUGAAGAAAAAGGUGCAGUUCCAGUUCGUCCUGUUGACAGACACUCUCUACUCUCCCCUGCCCCCCGACCUGCUGCCCCCCAGUGUGGCCAAAGAGAGGGAGAGACGUCCUUUCCCCCAAACCAUCGUAGCCGUUGAAGUGCAAGAUCAAAAAAACGGGGCCACACAUUACUGGACUCUGGAGAAACUCAGGCAGAGACUGGACCUGAUGAGAGAAAUGUAUGACCGUGCUGCAGAGCUCCCCAGCAGUGCUGUGGAGGACUGUGACCACGCUCUGACCGGAGGCGACCCCUUCUACGACCGCUUCCCCUGGUUCCGUCUGGUCGGCAGGGCUUUUGUGUACCUGAGUAACCUGCUGUACCCGGUGCCCCUGGUACAUCGCGUGGCCAUCGUCAGUGAGAAAGGAGAGGUGAAAGGCUUCCUCAGAGUGGCUGUGCAGGCCAUCUCAGCUGAUGAAGAGGCCCCUGAUUAUGGCUCUGGUGUGAGGCAGUCAGGCACUGCCAAGAUCUCUUUUGAAGACAAACAGUUUGAGAAGUUUCAGACUGAGUCAUGUACUGGUGGUCUUUCCCACUCCAACACCUCCCAGGAGGAGCUGCGAAUUGUGGAGGGAGAAGGACAGAGUGCCGAGAUGGGAAUCUCUGCAGAUGAAGUCAACAACAACACCUGUCCAGCCACCCUGGAGGCUCCCCUCAGCCCAGCGAAGAGUUCAGGUCUGGGUCUGGAUCUUCCUCUGGACCUCUUCCCAGAGAAAGCUCUCUCCCACCUGAAGAUCGGCAGCACCUUCACCUUCAGAGUCACCGUCUUACAGGCCUCCAGUAUCUCAGCCGAGUACGCCGACAUCUUCUGCCAGUUCAACUUCAUCCACCGCCAUGACGAAGCUUUCUCCACUGAGCCUCUGAAGAACACGGGCCGAGGACCUCCGCUGGGCUUCUACCAUGUUCAAAAUAUCACAGUGGAGGUGACUAAGUCCUUCGUGGAGUACAUCAAGACUCAGCCCAUUGUCUUCGAGGUGUUUGGUCACUAUCAGAAACAACCCUUCCCUCCGCUCUGCAAAGACCUGAUCAGUCCACUGAGACCUUCCAGGAGGCAGUUCCCCAGGGUGAUGCCCUUAUCCAAACCAGUGCCGGCCACAAAGCUCAGCACUCUGACUCGCUCCACUGCAGGACCUUGUCACGCCAAAUACGACCUCAUGGUCUUCUUUGAGAUCUGCGAGCUGGAAGCAAACGGAGACUACAUCCCAGCUGUUGUUGACCACAGAGGUGGGAUGCCCUGCCAUGGCACGUUCCUCUUACACCAGGGCAUUCAGAGGAGGAUCACAGUUACCAUCGCUCAUGAAACAGGAAAUGAUAUUGAGUGGAAAGAGGUGAAAGAGCUCGUUAUUGGUCGUAUUCGAAACACGCCAGAGGCUGAUGAGACCAUCAUAGACCCAAACAUCCUUUCCCUCAACAUCUUGUCUUCUGGAUACUUCUGGCCAAAACACAACGACAACGUCUCCUUGGGAGUUGAUCAUAGAACUUUCUACCGAUUUGAGGCAGCAUGGGACAGCUCCAUGCACAACUCUCUGCUUCUGAACAGAGUCACUCCCUAUGGGGAGAAGAUCUACAUCACCCUCUCUGCUUAUCUAGAGAUGGAGAACUGCACUCAGCCAACAGUGAUCACCAAAGAUUUCUGCAUGGUGUUUUAUUCCCGUGAUGCGAAGCUGCCGGCCUCUCGCUCCAUCAGAAACCUCUUCAGUACCGGCUGCCUCCGGCCCUCUGAGAGUAACCGUGUCACCGGAGUCUAUGAAGUCACCCUCUGCCAUGUGGCGGACAAUGGAAGUCCAGGCAUGCAGCGUCGUCGCAGGCGUGUGCUGGACACCUCAGUGGCGUAUGUCCGAGGAGAGGAGAACCUGGCAGGAUGGAGGCCUCGCAGUGACAGCCUCAUCCUGGACCACCAGUGGGAGCUGGAGAAACUCAGCUUACUGCAGGAGGUGGAGAAGACCAGGCACUACCUGCUGCUGAGGGAGAAGCUGGAGGCGACUCUGCAGGCAGGACAGGAUGCACUCUACAAGAACAGCGACAUCAGCGAUUUCGCAAAGAGCCCCGUCCUCAGCCACAGUCCAGGCAGCAGCCCUGCCCCCGACAGCCCCAACCAGAGGCAGAGGGAGCUGGCUGCCAAGUGUCUGCGUCUGCUGAUGCACACCUUCAACAGGGAGUACAGCCAGGUGAGCAGCAGUGCCAGUGAGAGCAAGCUCUCUGAGAUGUCUGCGUCGCUAAUGAGAGACUCCUGCUCGUCUGGACUGAGCACGCUCACUCCGUCCUCUACCUGCCCCUCACUGGUCGAGGGACAUUAUGACAUUAGACACACUGAACCCAGUUCAGGAGCUUCCACACCUGAUCUGGACCCGUACAGCCCAGUGGACAGAAAGAAAGCUCUCAGAGGAUGCACCUUUGUUCCUGACAUACAGGAGAUUCGAGUCAGCCCCAUUGUGUCAAAGAAAGGCUACCUGCACUUCCUGGAGCCCCACACCAGCGGCUGGGUGAAGCGUUACGUGGUGGUGCGCAGGCCAUAUGUCUACUUGUACCGCAGCGAGAGGGACAACGUGGAGAGAGCUGUCAUCAACCUGUCGUCUGCAAAGGUGGAAUACAGUGAAGACAAACAGACCUUACUGCGGACUCCCAACACGUUUGCUGUGUGCACUGAGCAUCGUGGGAUACUGCUGCAGGCCACCAAUGACAAAGAGAUGCACGACUGGCUGUACGCUUUUAACCCUCUGUUAGCUGGAACCAUCAGGUCAAAGCUCUCCCGGAGAAAGUCAGUCCAGUCUGUCCCGUCUGCUCAGAGGAUGUGAGAGGUGAAUUGGCCUGGUGGGAAACAGCAAACAAGAAAACAAUACAAUCUAAAAGCUCUGCUCACCAUCCUGCUCUAAUGAACAUAGACCAUAUAAACAAACUCACAUACAACCAUUUAAAUAGCCUUCUAUGUGACGACUGUCCCAGUCCCAAGCAUCACUCAAUCGUUCAUCCUGAAACCUAACAAAACCAUUCUUUCUCUGUUUUUGCAGUUGCCACCUUAUAACCCUGCAUGGUGUGCUCCCUCCUGACCUUUAGAAGAAACACAAGACAAACUAACCACCCAAACCCAUUAAUAAACUUACCUCUACUGGGCAUUGGAACUAGAUUAGUUUUCAUGUAGAAAUCUGUCAUCUGUGAGGCUACCAGUUCCCUGUAGAGAGUUAGUAUGUGGUCAGUCCCUCCUUAAAUCAUAAUAACUGAAAAAGAGUUCCAGUUUUAAAUAAGCCAUUCAUGUAUUUCUAAAUAACGCCAUCAGGUGAGGGGGGAAUGAAAACAUCAAACCCGGAUGUUUCUCUGUGUAAGUGCAGGGAUGAUAGCUCCACACGCAUCCAUCAUAUACUGGACAUUACCUCAGUUUGGAUUGGCUUGGUGCUCUACAGCAUAGAGUAUUUGUUUCACUGCAGAGGUUUUAGAUAGCAAACAGAUCAGUCAUUUUAACAUUGAAGUAGCAUGAGGGAUUUGUUAGGACAAAAGGGUAAGUUGUUCCUGUGUCGUUUUUUUUUUCUUUUUUACUGGUU